This is a messenger RNA of Cucumis sativus (cucumber), 717 nucleotides long. RefSeq lists its product as uncharacterized. Bases 1 to 717 code for a protein of 238 amino acids. Lineage: Eukaryota; Viridiplantae; Streptophyta; Magnoliopsida; Cucurbitales; Cucurbitaceae. The record is from RefSeq and is a predicted model, not a curated record. The transcript has 2 exons.
AUGGGCAACCAGAAGGGACGUAGUUUAUCUGGUGGUGACGAUGUUCUCACCCAGGCAUUGGGAGGGAAAGAUCGUCUGGGCAUACUUCGAGGCGUGGGGAAGUACGUGACUAAGAAAAAAUAUUUCCAUACCCCAAUGGAAUCUAAAGAAGGUAAUGAGGAGAUGACAGUGUAUGAGGAACAUGAUCAAAUGGCCAAACGAAUUAUCGAGCUAGAAGCGGAGUUGCAUAGAAUGAAAAAAGAUGAGUGUGCGAAAGGAGAUGAAGAAGAACAAGACCCUAGUAUGUGUUCGAAAGGAACACCAUCAGUUGAAGGGGUUUCAGAUGAUGAGACUGAAGACGUAGCCUCUGAUUCAGUACCAGAUAAAGCGGCUGACGUUGUGACAGAAGUGAACAAAGAAGAAAAUGUGGGGGACACAAGAUCAAGUGACUUGAAGGUUGGAACUCCGUGUAUGCUUGCGUUUGAAACUGAAGAUACUAUCAUUGCACAUGGGACAAUAUUUGAUGCUGAAGGUGACGGUGAGAACAUCAAGGUAUCAGUGGAUGUUGUCCUCGAUGGCCAAUGUGUGAUUCCGAAACCGACAAAGGAAGGAGUCACCAAACUGACGCAUGAAGUCGGAUCACAUUUAAUGUGGCCACGACAUCUUGUUCUUACUAGGAAUGAUAAGGUAAUUGUCUAUUUUAUUGUGUUGGAGUUUUUAUGCAUCAAAUUAUACUAA